Molecule: messenger RNA, 1485 nt
Organism: Oikopleura dioica
Lineage: Eukaryota; Metazoa; Chordata; Appendicularia; Copelata; Oikopleuridae
Source: the annotation of a GenBank genome assembly
AUGGAUCCAGCAGGGUUUAUUUCAGCAUUGGGAGAUGAAAGCUCGAAGAAUCAACAUACAGUUGUUGUUGAAUUUACAGAGGAUACAGUGAUACAUUUUGUCGGCUGUUACGGCUUCCUUCUUAUUGGCUUGAUUCUUCAAUUAUCAGGAAGCAUUACAGAACAGAUCAACUGUAUAAACUCCCAGAGUCCAGUCGACAAUGGCCUUUCUCGCGAAACAGUUGCUUACGUAAAUAAUUUUUGCUGGAUGGCGGAAAACGAAAAUGGACAGAACUUUGUCGAGUUUGAAAACCCAGAGCUCGAUGCGCGAUGGUAUGUCGACCACCUAUCAAAAAUCUUCUUCUUGAUUUCCAUUUGCUUCCACAUUCCGAAAAUUGCCUGGAGCUUGAGCGUCGGGGGCAUCCUUAAUUCGUACAUGGGAUACACCAGGUUGUUACUGGAUAUCGUCAAGCAGAAGCUGGAGUCAAUUCCAAAAGAUGGUAUUUGGGGCGGAACUCAAAAAUAUCACCCCGGACGGGCUUUUGAUCCUGAUUCCAAGCUUUUUAGCCAGCGCCAAAAAUAUGAGCCUUUGAGAAUGUCAAGUUUUCUUCAAAAUGUUGGGGAAGGAGCAGCAUCCUUAGAAGAUAUGCUCGAAGGAUCAGACACAAGCUCCGUCAAAGAAACUCAAACGAGCUGUUUAUGCAGCAGUUCGAAAAAGAAGACUGCAAAGAGUGACGUAGAAGACCCUCUCAUGGAUCAAUCCGAGUCAUUUUGCUGCCUGGGAAAUAGAUGCAAAAACGUCUGCAAGAUGAACGAUCGCGCGCUUGUUGGGAAACUCAUGUAUCGAAACUUCAGUCACAUGAAUGUCGUCCCGCUUAUUGUCUCCAUUCACAAAGUUACAUACAUACAAGACGCAGCAACAUCCCAUCAUCAAGUCCUCUACGACGGUAAAAACGACCCUCAUCCGAACAUCAAUCCCUAUCGCCACGGAGUUCUCUGGUGCAUUUUAAAAAUGUGGGCUUGCCAAGGAAAUUUCAACGGGAGCGUCUUGUACAAAAAAUAUCUCAUUCGAACACUUUCAAAUUUCGUCCUGAGUGUUGGUCUAUUAGUGCCAGCAAUUAUUUGCGGAAAACCAUUUAUACUGGGAUGGAAUGAUAUUCCGGAAGAAAUGGAUUGCAUUAUCCCGACAAAGGGGCAGCAGAUUCAAGCGACUUGUAUUUUACCCACGGUUGGCGAUGUCUACAUCCCUCUCAUCAUCGCAAUUCUCUUCCUUGCUAUCAAUACCGCUAUCUCCUUUUGGGUCAUUGUCACUGUUUUUAUUCGCCCAAACACUUCAUCAAUUGGUUACAACUUUUUAUCGUACAUUUUCGACGAUGCUCUUGGCUACUCGCUUCUUUGGCAACGGCCAAAUAAAAACCCGCUGCAGAAAGAAAUGAUGAAGGCGUCAGUUGAUCAGAGCCUUCCUGUUACUAUUGAGUGUCUGUUGAAAGACAAAAAAGAUAAAUAA